AUGGAUGUCAAGAUUAAGGAGCCCAAUGAGGCCAACGAGUCUAAGGAUUUUCAGAACGUUCGUGAAAAGGAGGUUCAGGAUUCCACUGAUUCCGAUGUCGACUCCCAGAUUGAUACGUUGCGAGCUGCCGGUAUAGGCAUUGCUGAAGAUGAUCCAACUGAGCCUGUGCUUACUUUGCGUAUGUGGGUGUUGGGAAUUGCCUUUUGUAUCGUGGCCAGCGGGCUGAACACGCUUUAUACUCUUCGCACGCCUUCUUUGACUAUCUCGGGCUCGGUUGUCCUAUUGCUGACCUAUCCUCUUGGAAAGCUUUGGGAGAAAGUCAUUCCUAAUUGGACUGUUCCGCUGGGGGCAUGGUCUUUCGGACUCAACCCUGGGCUUUUUAACACAAAAGAGCACACCUUGAUUUACAUCAUGUCCAACCUCAGUAUCUACGUUCGUCUCGGUGCCGAUGUCCUAACGGAGCAGCAAAUGUUCUACGGCUAUAAGGCAGGAUGGGGCUUCCAGAUUCUGAUUACCUUUGCCACAUUCCUCGUCGGUUUCUGUCUUGCGGGGAUAUUCCGAGCAAUUAUCGUCGUGCCACAGGAGCUGAUUUGGCCCGGAGUGCUAAGUGUUACUGCUUUGACCACGACCCUGCACCAUGUCAAGCAAGAUCAAGUACAGUCACGCUACGACACAUGGAGUAUUUCUCGCUACGCAUUCUUCACCAUGGCAUGCUGCAUCUCGUUCUGUUGGUAUUGGUUCCCAGACUUCAUCUUCCCGGCACUGAGCUACUUCAGCUUCCCAUGCUGGAUCAAACCAGAAAGCAAAGUCAUCAACCAGAUUUUUGGAAUGAGCUCCGGAAUGGGCUUGCUACCUAUUACGUUUGAUUGGAGUCAAAUAUCCUAUGUUGGCUCUCCAUUGCUCAUUCCUUCGUGGGCAAUUCUCAACGUAUUUGUUUCUCUGGCGUUUUGGAUUUGGAUUGUGGCCGUUGCUUGUUACUAUACCAAUGUCUGGAAUACGGGAUAUCUCCCCUUCCAGAGUUCCAAAGUGUUCGACAACACGGGUGGUGUUUACAAAGUCAAAAAGAUUGUCAAUGCAGCAUCAGGCUAUAAGCUCGAUGUCAAGAAGUAUCUUGCAUACUCCCCGGUCUACAUGCCCAUUACUUACGCACUGAACAUGUACGGGCUGUCCUUUGCGACCCUGAGUGCUCUACUUGUUUGGGUCAUUAUUGAAAAACGUCAUGUCAUGGCUGAUGCCGCCAGACGGGUUCCUCAUCUGAUUAUUGAAUCUCUGCCCGGUCGCUCCAGAGAGUACAGUGAAGAUGAGAGGGGAGAUCCCGAUGUUCCUCUGUGGUGGUACCUGAUUGGCUGCAUUCUGGCCUUGUUCAUGGCAAUUUUCGCAGUUGAGUGGUGGGACGUUGAACUGAGGUGGUAUGGUGUCUUGCUAGCGUGUCUUGUUGCGCUGGUGUUCUAUCCUCCGUUGGCCCUGGUCUAUGCCACUUCAAAUUUGAAGAUCAAUAUAGACAUCUUCUGCCGCAUUGUGGCCGGGUUCGUCUUCGAGGGCAAGGUUCUUGCUAACAUUUGGUUCUUUGAUAUUGGCUACAUCACGACCAUCAAGGGACUUUACUUUGCGCAGGACAUGAAAUUGGCGUACUAUUGCCAUAUCCCACAGCGCAAGCUGUUCUUGGUGCAAUGUGCUGGCAUGGUCGUGGGCACGCUCUCCUCCCUCGGUGUUCUGAACUGGGCACUGAACCACAUUAAGGGUAUUUGCACCAUUGCUGCUGUCAACGGAUUCAGCUGUCCAUACUCCAGCACUCACUUCAAUACUUCCUUGAUCUGGGGUGCUGUCGGUCCUCGCCGUUGUUUCUCGAACCAGAUUGGCUACUCUGCUUUGCUGUUUUUCUUCAUUAUCGGUGCUAUUCUGCCGAUUCCGGUCUAUUAUUUGAGUCGUCGUUAUCCAAAUUCGUUGUGGAAAAGGGUCCAUGUCCCAUUGUUCCUAGGUGGUUUGAACUACCUGCCACCUGCAACCGGAAUGAACUACGGUAGUUGGGCCGUUGUCGGUCUCACAUUUGGCUGGCUCAUCCGCAGUAGGCUACAUGGCUGGUGGAGCAAAUACAACUUUGUACUGAGCUCUGCCAUGGACUCGUCCGUGGGAAUUGCUGGCGUGGUGAUUUUCUUGACUAUCUUCUUUACUGGCGCCAGUAGGAAUUUCAACUGGUGGGGAACAGAGGUUUACAAGAACACUUGCGAUUGGAAAGGCUGUGCUCGUCUUGACAUUCCAAAAAGCGGGAAAUUCAUACAGUAA
Molecule: messenger RNA, 2283 nt
Organism: Penicillium canescens
Lineage: Eukaryota; Fungi; Ascomycota; Eurotiomycetes; Eurotiales; Aspergillaceae
Exons: 10
Coding region: 1-2283 (760 amino acids)
Biological process (GO): transmembrane transport
Molecular function (GO): oligopeptide transmembrane transporter activity
Source: RefSeq, a predicted model, not a curated record